AUGCUGUACAGCGACGGUCGCUCUCCUGCCUCUGUUUCAUGUCCAUUCUACUGGGGCUCCCCUACUCUCACUCAAUAUGGGACGACGUAUAGCACUUCGUAUCCGGAGAGAGUGAUCGUUACGACAGAAUAUGUAACUGUAACCAUUCCAGCUCGUCUCCGCGCCAGGCAGGAUCCUGCGUCAUCGACUCCAACAACGAGUGGCGAACAGACCUUCAGCGUCAAUGAUGUGACCCCGGUCGCCCGAACUAUCACCAUCACGGAAACUGUUGUUGCUACCAACACUGUCCCGACCCUCACUUUAUUCGCUCCCUGCACAACCACCACCGUUGAUGACUCUGGCACCAAUUCGACGACAACGACCACACGCGCAAAUCCUGGCGGUAACGGUGGCUCCUCCACUGCGUGGCGGCCUGCUCAGGUCGACAAUGCCAACGAUGGGAAAUCGACAACUACUUCGGAUGGGGCUACGAUUAUUCUCACCGAACUUGUCACGACAGUGAAUGGGGUGGAGACCAUUUUUGCCACGCCCAUUCAAACCUUGUUGAAUACAUCCGACAACGUUCUCAGUGACUCUCAGAGAACUGGAGUCAUUGCCGGUGCCGCCGUCGGUGGUGUAUGCGUGCUCGUCGCACUUUUGGGUGUCAUAUUCUAUUUCAGACGAGCCCGAAAAGCACGAAAGCGUAUGCUUGCCGAGAAGAACAAACGCCCGACUCGCCAUCCUCUGGAAGACGAGGCAGACUAUUUUCCUCAUCCAGCAAUGGCUCAAUGGGACGCUUACUCCACCACGGGCUCGACCGUGAGUGCGCCCCGACUACUUCGAGCUAGGGGUAGCCAGACGGGGAGUUUGUUCCACGAAGACGUCUGGCCACCGCCGACCGAAGUGAUGCAGGAUCCCCUCCUCACUUCGCAGGAUCUCGGAAGCUCCAUUUCUUUGGCAAUGGGGUUCCCGCACGAAGCGUCUUCGGAUCUGCAAGCAUCGCCAGAGACUCUCUCGCCAUCUGAGACGGCGGGGAGCCUCGGGCGUAGGCACAGAUCAUCUGCAUAUGACUCUAUUCGUUCCACGGACUCUGCAGACUACAACCGAUCUCAUUCGCGUGCAGAUUCGUCGGCGCCAUUGUUGGAUAGCGCCGGCAGGACGAUAUCUCCGCCUCCGCCAUCAAUGCAUCCGUCUGCCAUGGCCUCUCCCUCGAGCACGCGAGGCCGUGAUCCUCGCCGCUCAAACUUGAGAGUAUCCUACACUGCCGAUGAAAUGGGUGGUUUCGUCAACCGUUCUUCUCAUUAUCGCUCGGGAACGUCGAAUAGCGUCUACUCGACCUCGUCCGCAUCUCCCCAAAAUGAUCAAGCGUCCCUCUCGAACUAG
Molecule: messenger RNA, 1362 nt
Organism: Serendipita indica DSM 11827
Lineage: Eukaryota; Fungi; Basidiomycota; Agaricomycetes; Sebacinales; Serendipitaceae
Source: the annotation of a GenBank genome assembly